AUGGCUCCCCACCUCGGCCUCGCAGCCGUCGCCUUCGUCUCCCCGCAGAACCACCCCAUCCUCGUCCGCUCCUUCUCCCAAACGCACGACGACCUCCUCAAGUACCACUACAUCGCACACACGAGCCUCGACGUCGUCGAUGAGCGCAUCGCCGCCGCGCCAAAGUCGGUAGAGUGCUACCUCGGCUUCCUCUACUCCAUGGAGGACGUCGCCGUGUACGCCUACAUCACCCCGCCAAAGGUCAAGAUCAUUCUCGCCCUUGCCCUUACCGACGCCGUCGUCCGCGACGCAGACAUCAUCACCAUCUUCAAGGCCCUCCACCUCGCGUACUACCGCUCUGCCGCGAACCCCUUCCUCAGACUCAACCUCGCCCCCGACGCCGCCGCCGACCACGGCACCCUCCUCCUCGCCGGCAGCACCCGCUGGACUGCCUUUCGCACCCGCGUCGACGACGUCGCGCGCGCAGCCGGCGCCGUCGCCCUCCCCAAUGCAUGA
Molecule: messenger RNA, 495 nt
Organism: Heterobasidion irregulare TC 32-1
Lineage: Eukaryota; Fungi; Basidiomycota; Agaricomycetes; Russulales; Bondarzewiaceae
Exons: 3
Coding region: 1-495 (164 amino acids)
Biological process (GO): endoplasmic reticulum to Golgi vesicle-mediated transport
Cellular component (GO): TRAPP complex; cytoplasm; nucleus
Source: RefSeq, a predicted model, not a curated record